Molecule: messenger RNA, 1921 nt
Organism: Schizophyllum commune H4-8
Lineage: Eukaryota; Fungi; Basidiomycota; Agaricomycetes; Agaricales; Schizophyllaceae
Exons: 1
Coding region: 27-1775 (582 amino acids)
Molecular function (GO): protein binding
Source: RefSeq, a predicted model, not a curated record
AUAUCUGCAGCUCGACGUCCUACACAAUGGACGACCCUCACGCUGCCUGUAUGCAAACAGUUCUGGGAGGACUUGUGGAAGAUGCCCAAGCGGUACAAGAGAAAUUCAUUGGCUUCAACUCGUCCUCGCAAAUGGAUGUGCCUGCCAUGCGCUCUACUAUAGAAUCGGCGGACCAGGUGUUUGAUCGCUACGAUGCCGAAAUGAGCGCCCUGGCAGGCAUAAUCGACAUGCUCCAGCGCAAGCGCGAAGAGCUCUCGCGCCACUACGCGCGCACGGUCUGGCUCUGCAGUCCCUUGAGACGUCUCGUCCCGGAUGUCCUGCGCGAGAUAUUCACCUACCUCCGCGACACGCAAGAGUACUCCCUCGAGGACUCCCGCUCCUCCGUCAUCCGCCUCGCGCACGUGUGCAGCCACUGGCGCGCCGUCGCGUUCUCGCAGACCUCGCUCUGGUCGUCCAUCAAGCUCGAGCACGCGGGGAUCUACGAGGCCGAGUCGGACCGCAUCAAGGCGGCCAUCCGAUUUCACCUAGCCAGGUCGGGGAAUGCGCCGCUGACUAUUGCUCUCUGGGGCCAUGCAUACGACCGCUUGGAAAUCCUCAAAAGCGUCUCCCACCGCUGGCGGCGGUGCGUGACAGACUCGUCCUAUUCGCUCGGCCCGAGGCCGCUGCGGUAUCAUUGCUUGGAAUCGCUCGUGGUCCACGAAGACGAAGGCACGGUCAACUUCAUCGACACGCCGAGUCUGCGGUCGUACGUCGGACCGGUAGAGGGCGCCUUCCUCCCCUGGCAUCAGCUCACAAGCGUAUCCGUCACUCGCGGCCUUGUCACCGUCAACAAGGUCAUCGAGCUGCUCCGCAUCUGCGUGCGGCUCGAGUCCUGCCAGGUCGCCUACCCGCAAGACGUUCUCCAGCCACACACCGUCCCUCCGGUCACAGCCCCUUAUCUCUGCCACUUUCGCCUCGUAUGCCGCCCAGACGGUCUCGGCAACGUGUUGGAGACGCUCUUCUCCUCGAUCACCGCCCCGGGGCUCGCCUUGCUCGACAUCGGCGUGCCCGCCAAGCUCGUGAACUUCGUUUGGUCGCGUAACCUCACCCUCGCGCUGACGCGCUUCCUCGAGGCGAGCGGGACGCUGUCCGCGCUCGCCCUCCGGAACGUGCCCAUCGGGCCUGACACGCGGGCCGUGCUCGCCAGCGCGCCCAGCAUCGAGGAACUCGUGUGGUGGGCGCGGGAGAAGAAUGCAGACAAGUCGGGGCUCCGCUAUCUGUGCGAUGCCCUCUCGUCUCAUGGCCCGGACGCCGAAGGGGGAACUACACCGCCCAUCCUACCUCGCUUGGAACGCCUCGAGAUCAGCGGCGGGAUGAGCUCUGACCGGCGUAGGUCCGAAAACAAGGACCAUGACCGGCUUGUGAAUAUCAUCCGCGCACGCGCUGCCGGAGGUGGGGCUUCGGCGUCCAGCGAGGGGACAAGUGUUCCCAGCGGACGGACACUGGGCGGCGGGACAUAUCCUCCCACCAAAGGAACUCUCCGCCACGUCUUCCUGAAAUACAUCCGCUGGGAACUCAGCUACGAAGCACACAUGGAGCUGCAGAAUUUGCUGGAGACCUUCAUGGUUACAAGCGUAAUGGCGAGGAAGCAGAACUACUUCGAGUACGACGACCCGGACUACGAUAUUGAUACGGAGCCGCCGUCUGAUGACGAGUCCUCCUUUGAUGAUCUCGAUGGCGAUGCCGCAGAUUCUGACGAGGUGGAGGGUAGUGGUGAGGACGAGGACAUGGACUAAAUUUCUCGACUUCGCGCUCGCUACUGUCUGUCAUCUAAGGAUACCUUACGACUCUCAUCUCGACUAAUCGACUAUACUGUAGACUACGUUAUCCCUACUGUAUGCUACAGCUCGUCCCAGAUAUGGUUCGUGUUACGGACAGGUAU